Messenger RNA from Centruroides sculpturatus (bark scorpion), 1741 nucleotides. RefSeq lists its product as uncharacterized. The coding region runs from base 218 to 1741 and encodes 507 amino acids. The record is from RefSeq and is a predicted model, not a curated record. The transcript has 8 exons. NCBI's taxonomy places the organism in Eukaryota, Metazoa, Arthropoda, Arachnida, Scorpiones, Buthidae.
AUUUGGUUAAAGAAAGUAUUGUUCAUAUACUUUCAAUCUUGUUACUAUAUAUUAUGCAGGUACUUACUCCACCCUCUAGCAUGACGAUCCCACGCCCGUAACUCUUAUUAAGUGCGACAUUGGGAGAAACUACACAUUUCCUCCUCAUGGCAUCGAUUAGCUUGUCCUCAUUUUACUCUCCCUAAUACGUGCUCUUGUUAACAAAUCAGUAACAAGCAUGCUUUUUCUACAGUUGGUGCUUCUCAGCGUGUUGUUGUCAUCAGAUGCGGCAAUAUCCGUACGAAGCAGAUAUGCUUUUUCUACCUAUCGCGAGGGAAAAUUUCUGAAGACCAGAAAUAUCUUGGCAGAACAUCGAGGUUUUACCAUGGUUCAAUGUUUGAUAUCUUGUAUUAAAACUCCGAAAUGUAUGUCAUUUAAUUUUGGCAAGAAUAUCUGUCAGAUCUUGGGCACUCAUCUUUGUGAAAGGGCUGGAAAACGUUUGACACCUUCAGAAGGAUUUUCUUAUUAUGAUGUUGCGACUGUUGACCAAACUGAGGAAGAUGGCAUUCUUUGGAAUACGCCUUACUGUUAUCAAGAUAGUUUAUGUUCCAGACGUUGCGAAGCAAUUAUUCCCAUGAAGACACUAAAUAAAAGCUGCGAAAAAAGUAUUGAUUGUCAACUUGUAUCCGGAGAGUUAUCCUUGUGCAGAGACGGAAUAUGUAAAUGUGAAGAUGGUUACUGGAUUAAGAAUCCUAUCGUUUGCGAUCCAGUAUCUCAUCCAGAUUACAUCCGCUUUGGCACAAGGUAUUUCAGGAUUUCUUCCGAUCAUUUAACUUUCGAAAAUUCCGUAGAACAAUGCAAAAAAGAAAAUGGUACCCUGGUUAAAAUAGAAGAUGCGGCUACUUACAACUUCUUGCUGAAAAUUAUGAAACAAAAGAAGAUAAAAAGUGCGUGGGUUGGAUUGAGCGAUAAAGUCGAAGAAGGUACUUGGGUUUGGACGGACGGAACCGAAUUAGGAAGCAUACAUUUUUGGGCCGAGAACGAACCAAAUAAUUUGCAUGGAAAUGAAAACUGUGUGGAAAUAACCUCCGUUAUAAAGUAUAAAUGGAACGAUGCCGAUUGUAAUCUCGAAAAUGCUUAUUUUUGUCAAUUUAACGGCAAUAGAAUACGUCCAGAUUUUCCAGAUGAAGAAAUUGGCAAUUUAGAUAAUGAACUAUACAGCAUCGAUGCAAGAAGUAAGAAAAGUAAUCGGAAUAUUUCUACACUUAGAGUUCGAAAAGCUCCUUUCGGAGCUCAGCGCGAUAAGACGACGACACGAAAAUUUAAAAAGAGAAUUACAAAACUUGAUGAUCCGUCACCAAGAAUUGUGGACUUUCGUAAAUCAGUUCAACACGAAAUUCAAAUUGGUUCUCGUGAUUCUUUAUUUCGGAAUAAUUUGGGGAACGAGCUUUUUGUAUUACGCGUACUUGUACCUUGUUAUGCACGAGCUUGUAAGAAUUUGGUUCUUCCUGGCAAUGAUUCUGAUGUCUUUCGUCUGCAUUAUAUACAGUUGUUUGCUAUGCUGCGUAGCUUUUACGAUGCAAAAUGCAUUUCAGGAUAUUCGGCAAUUUGCAACGUGCGAUUUGGAACUGCAAAAGAAGCUAAAAGUAUUGGAUUUCAUGAAAAGAUUUGGGAAAGUCCCCAUGUGUCUCUCGAUUGGAGGUUUCUUCUACGUCGACAAGAGGAUCCCUUUCAAGGAAAUUAUUUUCACUUCGCUAUUUAA